Zingiber officinale is the source of this 1306-nucleotide messenger RNA. Its product is annotated as ACT domain-containing protein ACR12-like. The transcript has 10 exons. The record is from RefSeq and is a predicted model, not a curated record. Gene Ontology annotation, cellular component: chloroplast stroma; chloroplast thylakoid membrane. Lineage: Eukaryota; Viridiplantae; Streptophyta; Magnoliopsida; Zingiberales; Zingiberaceae. The coding region runs from base 205 to 1065 and encodes 286 amino acids.
GCCGGCAUAUUAGUUUAAAGGCUUCCAAUCAGCCAAUUUCUUAAGCGUCAGCGACGCACUAAUACAAAAAGAAGUGGGGGGCGUCAGCGGCAGGAGAACUGUGGCUGUUAAAAGAGCGCACUCUCCAGCUCUUCCCCCAAUCCCGUGCUCUACUUCGAUCUCGGCGGAGCGCACUUUCCAGGAGAAACGAGACGUCGCGAUCGGAUGACUUUCGCAAUCGCAUUCCUCUCGCUCUCCGCUCCGGCCCUAUCCUCCUCUACCGCCCCCCUCCUCCAUCUCCAUCCUCGAUCCCUUCGCCUUCAGAUCGCGCCGCUCGUUGAUCGCUCCUUCGGCUCCGUCAGCGGAUUCCCACGGAAGAUUCGCUUGAACUAUCCUCGGUCUUCCAAUUCACCUGAUAUAUUAGGAUCUUCCUCCCCGAUCUCUGAUCAAGAUGACUCACUCCCGAUGCCGAUAGUUCAUAUAGAUCAAGAUUCAGAUGCUUAUGCCACUACUGUGCAACUUAGUUUUGGGGACCGUUUAGGAGCACUAGUUGACACGAUGCGGUCUCUUAAGGAUUUGGGACUUGAUGUGACAAAGGGAACUGUAACAACUGAGGAUUCUGUUGUGAAGACCAAAUUUCUCAUAAUGCGGGAUGGGCGGAAGGUUGAGGAUCCAGCUAUGCUAGAAAAGAUUCGUCUUUCUAUCAUCAACAACCUUUUGAAGUACCAUCCAGAAUCGAGUGAAAAUCUGGCAAUGGGUGAAGUUUUUGGUAUCAAAGCCCCGGAUAAGAAGCUGGAUGUCGAUGUUGCAACAGAAAUAUUUCUCCAAGAUGAUGGACCAAAACGAAGUUUGCUAUAUAUUGAGACUGCUGAUCGACCUGGGCUCCUGCUGGAGAUCGUCAAGAUAAUAACAGAUAUCAAUGUGGAUGUGGAAUCAGCAGAGAUUGAUACUGAGGGUUUGGUAGCGAAGGAUAAAUUUCAUGUAAGCUACAGAGGUGCUGCAUUGAACAAUUCAUUGUCACAGGUGCUGACCAACUGUUUGCGGUACUACCUCCGGAGACCUGAAACAGAGGAAGAGAGCUAUUGAUAAUCGAUUCCUGGACAUCGGGCAUUGUGGCACUGAGGAUCAUACAAAUAUCAUUUGGUUGAACUGAUUUAGCAUUUCCUGCAAUUAAACUGAGUUGACUGAUUUUCCUGCGCCUGAAACUUUCUAUUGGUGUCGAACUCUUGGAAUGUUGUUUGGCUACUAAUUUCAACGAUGGAGCUCGACGUUGCAAAAUUCUAGACCAAAAGCUAAUAUAAAAGCCAGUGUGUUUUAGUUUGUAAAA